AUGGCGCCUGUUGUGUCGGAGCUAUUCCGGAUCCGCGAGCCUGGCGGUCACGUGCAAUCAUUUUCGGACUUGCCACCUUCCGAGCAAGUUUCCGAUGAAUUUCUGCUAGGCCUCGUUAGCGGCUUAUUCAGCCAGGAUUCCGAUCGCAUCCGGCGAACGGUACGACAUCACUAUUCACCCGAUGCCGUACUGGUGCAUACCUUGGCGCGCGCCGAAUCCUCCGCGGACGUGUAUCGCUUGUACCGCGCAUACACUGCGACAUGCAUCGUACGGCCAGUUGUACGGGAGAUUGCUAUCGACUUGAGGCCCCGCACUCCCCGCAGCGAGCCGGCAGGGGAUGUCGUGUCGGGGUCCCCCCCGCCCUCCGGUGCCGGGUGCGCCGUCUUGUGGGUUGACCACCACGUACGGAUCCGGGCGCUGCCGUACCUGUCGGCUGGAAUCUACCCCACCAUGACCGUCCUCAAGUUCAAGCCCUGUCCCAAGACUGGCCGGCCGCUGGUGUACGAACAAUACGACCAUAUCAGCCGGGACGCCUACAUUAUGUCCCUGGGAGGCGUCGCGGGUGCCAUGCAAUACGGACCGAUCGACGGUCCGCCCAUCCUGCGUUUGACAUCCUUAUCUUGUUCCGAUGGGUUCACCAUCACAUGCUUCAGCCCAUGGGUCGCUUUUCCGCGGGACUUAUGGCGGAUACUUUGGACUGGCUAG
Messenger RNA from Volvox carteri f. nagariensis, 705 nucleotides. RefSeq lists its product as uncharacterized. The transcript has 6 exons. The record is from RefSeq and is a predicted model, not a curated record. Bases 1 to 705 code for a protein of 234 amino acids. Lineage: Eukaryota; Viridiplantae; Chlorophyta; Chlorophyceae; Chlamydomonadales; Volvocaceae.